Molecule: messenger RNA, 2076 nt
Organism: Patiria miniata (bat star)
Lineage: Eukaryota; Metazoa; Echinodermata; Asteroidea; Valvatida; Asterinidae
Product: UDP-glucuronic acid decarboxylase 1-like
Biological process (GO): D-xylose metabolic process
Cellular component (GO): cytoplasm
Molecular function (GO): UDP-glucuronate decarboxylase activity; NAD+ binding
Source: RefSeq, a predicted model, not a curated record
ACUGUGAGGAAGUACCCAGAAGUCCGUUAUCUGCCUGAAAGUGAAAGAAAAAGAAUAUGAUAACCGGAGGUGCUGGGUUUGUGGGCUCUCAUCUCACUGAUCGGCUGAUGAUGCUGGAAGGUCAUGAAGUCACUGUGGUGGAUAAUUUCUUCACUGGCCGCAAACGAAACAUCGAGCAAUGGGUCGGACAUCCUAAUUUUGAGUUGAUCAAUCACGAUGUUGUCGAACCACUUCUCAUAGAAGUGGAUCAGAUAUAUCACUUGGCUUGUCCAGCCUCCCCACCCCACUACAUGUACAACCCUAUCAAGACCAUCAAGACAAGCUCUCUAGGAACACUCAACAUGCUGGGAUUGGCCAAGAGGACACGGGCAAGGCUCUUACAGGCAUCAACAUCAGAAGUAUAUGGAGAAACUACACAGCAUCCCCAAACAGAGGAGUACUGGGGUCAUGUCAAUCCCAUUGGACCUCGGGCAUGCUAUGAUGAGGGCAAGAGGGUUGCAGAGACAAUGUGCUAUGCCUAUGCCAAACAGGUAAAAGUCAUAAGUGAUGGAGUUGAGGUACGGGUGGCCAGAAUAUUCAACACGUUUGGACCUCGCAUGCACAUGAAUGAUGGCCGAGUUGUCAGCAACUUCAUCUUGCAGACUCUGCAGGCCCAGCCUAUCACCGUCUAUGGCCAUGGCAAGCAGUCUCGGUCAUUCCAAUACGUCAGUGAUUUAGUGGAUGGUCUGAUCAAACUGAUGAACUCCAACGUAUCCUCUCCUGUCAAUUUGGGUAACCCAGAUGAGCACACUAUCAUGGAAUUUGCCCAGAUUAUCAGGAAUAAAAUAGGAGGCAACAACAUCAUAAAGAAUGUGGCUGCUGCUGAGGAUGAUCCACAACGCCGUAAGCCGGAUAUUUCCAAAGCAAAGAAAGUGCUAGGCUGGGAACCUGUGGUGCCCCUUGACGAGGGCCUACAAUUGACUAUUGACUACUUCCGCAAUGAGCUGGAGCAUGCCAACAAGAUGAAGGAGGUGCCCAAGAACCCUGUGGAGUAAUACUCUGUAGAAUAUCUCCAAGUCUGCAGAAUUUGUAUGCAGUUACACUUUCAAAUUCGUAGUGGGUUUGGUUUAUUUCCAUACGUCACAAUAAAUAAUGGAACAGUUAUUUAUAUAAUGCACACUAGGGGGUGAUAAAUGGUGGAUACCAGGCAAAAGCAAAUGCUUGUACGUGGCCUGUUUCCUAUUUUGGCACAUAAAUACACGUACAAAUAUAAUUACAAAAUACAAAAGAGAAAAAAAAUACAAAAAGUAACUAGCUGAAGGUACAAAUGAAUUCUAGAAUUAAUAAGAAAUUAACAUAGAACAAAAUUUUGCUUAUAAAAAAGUAAGGUAACCAGUGUGCCGUGUGUGCUUCACAUGGCUUGUGACAAGUGCCCGGCAUAUUGGUCUUAUUGGGAACAUGUCACACACUGUUUUCUGCGUAGCAGCUCCACGUCUCUUUCUAUGCUCAUUCACUGGGGUCGUAAAUCCGCAAGUAACUGGCUCACAAUAUGGAUAUUAUGCAUCAGAUGAUUUUUUGCUUAGAAUGUUUUAUUCUUUAAAUGAAUUUACCUAUGAAACUUUUGAGUUCCUGCUGAUAUACACAUGUAUUUUUGGUUAAAACUUAUAUAGAUUUUACCCAUUAGUAUACAUGAUUCAGUAUUCAGGUUAUGUACAUCCAGUGCAUGUUGGAGAAUUUGGAGACAUUAUUUAUUCUUGGUGAUGUGUUGGCUGGUGCCAUAAUGUGUCGUGAUUUAAAUUUGUAAAUCACUUCAAUGAUUUGUAGAAGACCAGUAGAGAAUGAUUUAAUCUCAAAUUUUAUACAUAAAUUUAUAUGAUAAAUGGCAUACAAACUUUAUGUGGAUUUGUACAAUUUUUACAAUUUUCUAGAUUUUGAAUUAUGCUGAGUAGAUGUUUGGUUAAAUAUUUAGCCUACUUUAUGCAUGUAUGUGGAAUUAGGUCAUUGUAAAUGGAACUCAAUCACACUCGUGUUUGUUUCUAACAAGACUUCAACUUGUUGAACUAUUUUUUUUGUUUAAAGCCCAUCACAUUUGUUCAA